AUGGCCGGCGGCGCCUUGCAGCUGCUUGACGCUGUCUACGACGCAUCCGUGCCUCUGUCAGACGUGAUCCUCACCCAUCCGUCCCCAUCACCCGUCCCUGCUGCUGCUCCCGCUGCCUUCAUUACCCCACAUGCCAAAUCUUCGCCCAUGUUGGCGGCAAUCCGCAAGCUGCAGAGGCAGCUGGAGAGCUAG
Molecule: messenger RNA, 192 nt
Organism: Heterobasidion irregulare TC 32-1
Lineage: Eukaryota; Fungi; Basidiomycota; Agaricomycetes; Russulales; Bondarzewiaceae
Exons: 2
Coding region: 1-192 (63 amino acids)
Source: RefSeq, a predicted model, not a curated record